Messenger RNA from Ricinus communis (castor bean), 3014 nucleotides. RefSeq names its product HBS1-like protein. Lineage: Eukaryota; Viridiplantae; Streptophyta; Magnoliopsida; Malpighiales; Euphorbiaceae. The coding region runs from base 198 to 2567 and encodes 789 amino acids. Gene Ontology annotation, biological process: translation. The record is from RefSeq and is a predicted model, not a curated record. The transcript is spliced from 12 exons. Gene Ontology annotation, molecular function: GTPase activity; GTP binding.
AGAGGAACACAAAAGAAAAAAAAAGAAAUCUUACUCCAUUGUGAUUCUAAGUUAUCGCCGGUUUUUAUAGAUUAGAAUUCUAUAAUCUGGCUCAGUGAAUCACUGAGUCCUCGAUAUUAGUUUAGUUAAGAUUGAUUGGCAUGUGGAGUUGUUCACUUAUAAAUUAUUAGCUGCCAACAUCUUUGUAGGCCAGGACCAUGCCCCGUAAAGUAAACUAUGGUGUCGAUUUCGAUGAUGAUGAUGAUUAUGAGGAUUAUGAUUAUGAUUAUGAAUAUGACGUGGAAGACUAUGGGGAAGCACCAGAAUCUAAGCAAGAAAUUAGUAGUGCUAGGCAAUGGCGUUGCUCCAUUUGCACUUAUGACAAUGAUGAGAGUAUGAAUGCUUGUGACAUUUGUGGGGUAAUUCGUAAUCCUACUGCAGGCAAUUCCAACAAUAAUGACAAGAGAACAGCUGACAGUGUGUGCAAAGAUUCUGGAGUAUCCAUAAUGGCCAAGUCUCUUUUUGCAUCAUUGCCACAUCGGACACUCCACAAGCCUGUAGUAGCUCAACUGCAGAAAGAUGAUUCUGUGACUAAGGGGGCACAAGGGAACACUAAAUUUCUCAACUGUGAGAAUUUCCAAGGAAACUUUCUUGAAUUACAUAAGGCCUUUAGUUCUCAUAGCCACUCCGACAUCAACAUAGUUCCUUUCAAGUUUGAUGUUCCAUCUCCAGACAAUUUGGUUUCUAGUGGACUGCAUUCCUCCAAAAGGGACUCAAGAGCCAAUUCUUUGAAUCUCAAACCUCCUAAAGCUUCUUCAGGAAUAAUUGACAAUGGGGCAACUAAUUCACAGUCCAUCGUGAAAAGGUUAGAUGACUCUUCUCUGUUGAUGGAAAAAGGCAAACGAGACAGUGGGAAUGAUAAUGUACGUGGAAAGAACGAGGCGUCUGCUAUACAGUCAAGUUCUGGUUCAAAUAGCUCCUUUUCUUUGAAGCCAAAACCUGGAGUAGCAAGCAAUUUCUUAGAGGAUAGUGCACUAAGCAUCCAUUCAAGUGAUGAAAUGCCAGAGAACUCAUCUGCAUUGAUGCCAAAAGGCAAACACAGAAAUAUGGAUAAUAGCAGUUCAUCUUCAAUGAUUGGGGGCGAGCGUCAUAUGCUUGCUAAUAACAUAAGCAUGAUGUCUGUCUCUGAUAAAUCAGAACAUGUAAGUAGCAUUAAUGCUAAAAAAUCUAAAUCAAUUGCACAUUAUCAGCCUGACAACUGGAUGCUCCUUGACAAAGCAGAUGAUACAAUGACUCAACUGAAUCUUGCAAUUGUUGGCCAUGUUGACUCAGGAAAAUCAACACUCUCUGGUAGACUGCUACAUCUUUUAGGAAGAAUAACCCAAAAAGAAAUGCACAAAUAUGAAAAAGAAGCCAAAUUACAGGGCAAGGGGUCCUUUGCCUAUGCUUGGGCAUUGGAUGAGAGUCCUGAAGAAAGGGAAAGGGGUAUAACUAUGACAGUGGCUGUUGCUUAUUUUGAUUCAAAAAAAUAUCACGUGGUUGUGCUCGAUUCCCCGGGCCACAAGGAUUUUGUUCCAAACAUGAUAUCUGGGGCUACGCAAGCUGAUGCUGCAAUUCUUGUCAUAGAUGCCUGUACUGGUGCUUUUGAAGCUGGCAUGGAGAGUAAGAAGGGGCAAACAAGAGAGCAUGUCCAACUUAUUAGAAGUUUUGGAGUUGAUCAAAUUAUAGUUGCGAUUAAUAAAAUGGAUGCUGUGCAAUAUUCCAAGGAUAGGUUUGAUUCAAUUAAAACACAACUUGGAAUGUUUCUCCGUUCUUGUGGCUUUAAAGAUUCGUCAAUUUCAUGGAUUCCAUUGAGUGCCAUGGAAAAUCAAAAUUUAGUAUCAGCUCCUUCUGAUGUUGUUUUGUCAUCCUGGUAUCAUGGACCUUGUCUGUUAGAUGCAAUUGAUGCUUUUCAACCUCCCAGUAGAGAAUUCUCAAAACCCUUACUUAUGCCCAUAUGUGAUGUCAUCAAGUCACCUUCAAUGGGACAGGUGUCAGCCUGUGGUAAAUUAGAGGCUGGAGCUCUUCGGAUUGGAUCAAAGGUUUUGGUGAUGCCAUCAGGAGAUGUAGGAACGGUACGCACCCUAGAGCGUGACUCUCAGGCCUGUUCUGUUGCAAGAGCGGGAGACAAUGUGGCUGUCAGUCUAGUGGGGAUUGAUGGGAGCAAUGUGAUAGCUGGGGGUGUUCUUUGUCACCCUGACUUCCCUGUCCCUGUUGCAAAGCAUUUGGAGUUGAAGGUGCUUGUCUUGGAUUUUGCGACCCCAAUUUUGAUUGGCUCUCAACUGGAAUUUCAUUUAUACCAUACAAAAGAGGCUGCAAGAGUUGUAAGGAUAAUAUCAUUACUUGAUCCAAAAACUGGAAAGGAGACAAAGAAAGCACCCCGCUGUCUUACUCCAAAGCAACACGCAUUAAUUGAGGUUGAUUUGCACGGACCAGUUUGUGCUCAAGAGUUCUCAAGUUGCAAAGCUCUUGGAAGAGUGUCUCUGAGAGUAUUAGGUAGGACGAUUGCCUUAGGUGUUGUGACAAAGAUAAUUGAAGAGCAGGCGUAGUUGUCUGAUACCAGAAAUACAUCAGCGGAUGCUUCAAGUGGCUGAGAUUGCGAGCGCCAAAUUUCUGAUGGUUGCAAAAAACAUCUCUACUUCAUUGGGCUGUACGUGUAAAAUGAAAUUGGAAAUCCCCAUCUAUUUUUGUAGAAUAUUUUAUUUUAUUUUUAUUUUUAUUUUUAAAUUCUUUUAUGCAUUCACUUUCUUUCCUGUGUUUGUGGUUGGAUUUAUCGUGGCAUCCUCUCCAUAUGUAUUUAACACAGCUUAGGUGGGAACUUUUGAGAUUUUGGCUGCUUGCAUUUGUAAGAUGAGAGUUAAGCAGCUGGGAAGUACGUGGGUUAUGCCUGUUGUCAGCUAUCGUUUUUAGAUGAUUAUGAAAGGCUAUGUGCAAAUGUAUUCAGAGCAGGAACAUGUGCUUUCUCCUCCGUUCAAUUUUAAUUGAUUUCAUGCUCA